Messenger RNA from Xyrichtys novacula (pearly razorfish), 6706 nucleotides. NCBI's taxonomy places the organism in Eukaryota, Metazoa, Chordata, Actinopteri, Labriformes, Labridae. The record is from the annotation of a GenBank genome assembly.
CAUUUGGGGGCGGGACGUCGUAGCAGAAACUCAAUGUACAGUAGUUAGCAUAGUUAGCUUAGGAGGUGUUAAAACUGCCACGUUCGAUCCGUUUUACGUGGAAAUACUCUCCCUUUUGACACUUUUUUGAUAAAGUUAAGCUCUCCAUACAUUCAGUUGUUCUUAAGUCCGUCUCUGCCGUAAAGUUAAACUUUAUAGCAGAGAUGAAGAAGUGGGACUGGCGAGAAGGGCAGCGACCACACAGGCGACACGGAGGUGGUGGUCACCGGCACGGCUGGUACAGAAGCAACCGGCAGAGACCAGCACAUGAUGACCAGUGGUAUGCUUGAUAAAACAAUGAUUUAGAUGAACUUAUGGGGAAUUAUAACGCCCUACAGACAAUGUAUUUAACUCCCAUUCAUAUCCAGGUGAUCAUGGUUUGUUUAUACGCUCACAGGUCUGGAUAUAAUGAUGCAGGUCAACACCACAGAACACCCCAAAGGAGAUAUGAAGACCAGUCAUACUCAUCCUCAGCUCCGUCCUCUUCCUCAUCCUCCUCCUCGUCUAAUACCAGCAGCAGUUCUGCUCCAGGUCAGUACCAUACGACCUCCCCCCUUAAAUGUGUCACACAGAGAAACAGACGAAUAGGGGAGACUGGGGUAAGUUGAGCCAAAGGGUAAGUUGAGCCACCCCCUUUGCUUGGAAAUGGUAAAAGAAAUUGAUCAUGUGACCAAAUAUUUAGGAGCACGGAAUCAAUUCAUGGAGUCUGUGAAGGUUAGAAGCUCAUGGGUGAAGGGGUUAGACAUUUAUUUACAGAAAAACAGUUUCCACUCUUGAAAGUGAAUUUAGUCUGUCUUAACUUUUAUUAAGAUUUUGUUUAUGCCUCCCUCUUUAUUUUUCAGAGCUGCCUGGUUUCUACUUUGACCCGGAGAAAAAUCGUUAUUUCCGCCUGCUCCCCGGAAACAAUAACUGUAACCCACUGACCAGAGAGCAGCUGCAGGAGAAAGAAAGAGAGAAACAGAGGAGCAAGAUGCUCGCCGAAGAUGAGAAACCCAGAAAAGUAAGCCUAUUGUGUCGUCCACAUAAAGACUAAUAAGAGGGCCAGACAGGACAGACUUUUUUGUUUACUGUUGUCAUGAUCUUUAAAUGUGAGGAGGAGAGUGUGCGAGACUUGUGAGACUCGUGACCUGGAAGUUUUUCACGAUUGUUUAAUGAGAAAACUUGUUUUUUCUUCUUCUUCACAGAAAGCUCCAAGAAAAGGACUGAACACUUCCCUGCUGCUGCAGAAAAAACAUCUCGGCUUGUUACCUGACAACUCCUACUGCAGGUACUUGACCAUACUGAAUGUGAGCACGCAUGCACACGCAAAAUAGGGUCAGAUUUUAAUGAUAAACAGCUCUUAAUGUGAAGCGUGGGUUUUCUUUGGAGCUUUGCCGGCCGCUAAUAACGAUGCUAAUCAGUUUUGACAUUGCUUUCAAGAAAAAUUAUAAAAAGAUGAAAAUGAACGAAAACAUAACCUCAUUAUGGUCAAAGUGUUCUGCCGUCAAAUUGAAUCAUCGCAACAAACCCUUAAGAUCCACCGUUAACUGAAAAAUGGUUCAAUGAAUGAAUUACACAAAGUUCAGAUGUUAAGUGGCCUGUACUUUGUUACCAUGGUUACUGUGUGUCCUCCCAAGGCUGGUCCAUGAGGUGAAGGUCAGUGCAAUGAGACGACACAAACUGGAGAUCCAGAGCACUGAUAACAGCAACCCAAACACUGACAACUUCAGGCUCAUAGUGGUGAGAACAAGGACAUAAUAAUGCUGUAGUAAUAGAUGUGCUUAAGUAUUAUAUGAGUCUGUAAUUAUCUUCUGAUUCAUUUAUCAUAGGGAGACUCGGCUUGUGAGCGAGUGUUCACCGUCAAUGACGUGUCGCAUGGAGGCUGCAAGUACGGCAUCAUGAACUUCAGCAGCAGCAGCCGAGGGUCUCUGUCUGUGGAAAUGUGCGACAACCUCUACUUCACAAACCGUAAGGUGAGGUUUUCACAGGAACUGGAGUGUUAGUAAUGAAUAUGUAGACAUUUAUGUAUUUAUGUAAGGUGUCUGUGUUUCAGGUGAAUUCCAUCUGCUGGGCCUCGGUCAACUACCCAGACUCCCAUGUUUUGUAUCCUUUGACAUCUUAAACAGUUGCUCAUUGAUAACAUGUAUUAGAAAUAACUAAAGUGCAGUUUGAAUUGACCUUUUCCUUGACUGAGCUGACCGUCAGACUGUGUCUAGUCGGGGCAGCCGACACUCCCGGCUGCGUCAGUCUGCUCCCCGCUUCCCUCUUCAGCAACUCCAACCCAGGUUGUGUUGAGUCGAAUCUCACAUUUCUUACAUUUUAUUGUACUUUUCAUAAAAAUUAGAUUGUGGUUACUUAGCAAGGGCUUUUAAAAGUCCCUUUCUUAAAUAAGAUCUGGAUUUCAUGUUGCUUUGUGUCUUUGUUUAUGACUUAUUUUUAACAUUGUUCCUCUCUCUCUCUCCCCAGAUCAGCCCGGGAUGCUGUGUAGCUUUAAGAUUUCCUCUGCCUGGUCGUGCGCCUGGUGCCUCAACCCCCAGUUUGACAAGACCUUCAGCACAGGUCUGGGCAAAAAUCCCCAAAUGCAAUAAUCUUGAACGACAGUAGUCAGAUAAUAGUUCUCACUGACAUCUUUAGUGUUUUAUUUACACAGGAUGUCUUGGUAGAUUUGCUUAAAUUAAUGUAGAUGAUGAUAAAGAGACAUGAGAGCCCCCUGUAUUUCUUUUCUUCUCACAGACAAAAAAAUGGUAAUUUUCUAAAUGUUCUUGGUAUGUUUUGGCAGGUCUGUCCCGCAGGGUAAUAGUAAAAGACGCAGAAACUGGCCGGACUCAAACCUACAGCACCAGUAGUGACGUCUUGGCUCAGCAGUUUGCCCUCAGAGUGAGUCGUCUCUUACACCCACGCCUAUAUCCCCCCAGCAGCUAACACAUUGUUGUACGGACCUUUUGCUGCAGUUGGACAAAAAGAAAGGAAAGUGAAAUACUAUUUUUUUUUCCCUCCCUCAGGUCCCUGUGCUGUUCAACGGCUGCAGAUCAGGAGAGAUCUUCAGCAUUGAUCUGCGGCAGCGUGUCCGCAGGGACCAAAGCUCCAAGACCAGCCGCUUCCAUCAAGAGUCAGCCAUCACCUCUGUGCGCGUCCUGCAGGAUGAGAACUACCUGCUGGCUGCUGAUAUGCUGGGCCAGGUCAGAGAAUUGGCAUGAGUGUUAGAUCUUUUAACUCUGGCUGUUGUUACAAACAACACCGCAAUGUUGUGGCUUUGUGGGGUAAAAAGGUUUUGAACUCGGCUCUGUUUUCUGUCUUUAUGUGCAGAUUAAACUGUGGGAUGUGCGAGUGACAAAGCCGGUGCAGGAGUACAAAGGACACUACAAUGAGCAUGCUUACCUUCCCAUCCACGUCAAUGAGCCAGAGGGGCUUCUAUUAGCAGGUAAACUGUCACUGUUAGCCCAGGUAGGAUGUCGUUUUGAAUCUAGUUCACCCUGAAAUACUGAGCAGAAGUCAAAACAAGCUUUGGAUUAAGUUAGUAGCCAGACUCUGGCCAGACGAGGUAUUUUGAGACAUGACGUUCAUUCUCCAUACUCCCAUUUCUGACGUCUUUGCUUUUGUGCACAGUCGGUCAGGAUUGCUACACACGAUUAUGGAGCCUAAAAGACGGACACCUGCUGAGGACUAUCCCAUCGCCCCACCCGGCUGCCAACGACCUGAUCCCGAGCGUGGUCUUCUCCUCCAAGCUGGGCGGCUGCAGGGGGCUCCCCGGCCUGCUCAUGGCUGUCAAACACGACCUGUACUACUUCCCGUACAACACAGACUACCAGGACGAAGUAGAGCAGACAGCGGGGUUUUAGGAAAGGCUGAAAAAGCCACGUCUCGUCAGAUUGUUUGCUUUGAAUGAACUUUUUGUUUGGAGGUGAAUUUGAAGUCUCAGGGGAAUUUUUGAAACACAGAGUCAUGAAAAAGGACCGUAGUGCUCAGUGUAACCUUCACAUUAAGUGCUCUUAUUAUUCAUCUCCUAGUUUAAAGGGAUAUUCCGGCGUAAAAUUGAGUUAGGAUCAAACACACCGUAACACCGAGUUAGACAGCCGAUUGAGGGAUGAAUGUUGCUUCUCUAGUUAUACCAACUUUAGUGACGACCAAAGCAUAGCAAUACACAGCGGUCUGAGAAGCCAUAAACGAACCUCAACCAAAAAGCCACUCUAUAGCCACAAAUAAUGCUCAGAACAGCACCUAACUUCAUCAACAGGACAUAUAGGGUCCUAGCCACCAAACAUCUUUUUAGCUUUGCCUGAUUUCUUUAGCAAAGAGACUAAACACAACUCACCUACUCUCUUCCAGCAGCCACAUAUUUGUAGCGAGACCUCGGGCCAGUCCAUUAUGGACUGCAACGGGGGGGACGCAGCUCAAGGAAGAACAUUUAUGAUCAUUACUUUAUCAUUUCCAGACGUGGUAGUUCUUCUGCCUUAGCGUCUUGGUCUGACUGCAUUUCCAUGAAAAAAUACAAUCAGACCGAUUGUUCUUUCUCAGUUGAUGAUGGACUGGCCUGAGGUCUCGCUACAAACAAGCGGCUGCUGGAAGAGAGUAGGUGAGUUGUGUUUAGUCUCUUUGCUAAAGAAAUCAGGCAAAGUUAAAAAGAUGUUUGGUGGCUAGUACUAUGGCUGGGACCCUAUAUGUACUGUUGAUGAAGUUAGGUGCUGUUCUGAGCAUUAUUUAUGGAUAUAGAGUGGCGUUUUUGGUUGAGGUUUGUGUGUGACUCCUCAGACAGCUGUGUGUUGCUAUUUGUGGUCAGCAACAUUCAUCUCUCGAGGGGGUGUCUAACUCAGUGUUACGGUGUUUGACCCUAAAUUAAUUUUACUCCAGAAUAUCCCUUUAAUGUCUGUGUCUGUGAUCUGAUUUCAAAAAAGUGUUUACUGCAAAUCACCAAUUCUUAAAAGUGUGUCUUGUUGAAUCAUUUCUCAAAGAAUCGGCAAACACAGAGUGAGUUUUCUGCAGUUUAUUACAUACUAUAUGGGCGUACAAGAACAUAAAGAUAUUUAUCGAUUUGUUCCUUGUGAUAUUUAUUGAUCAUCUCUGUCUGAGAUGACGUUGACCUCCUUCACUUUUAUUUCAGCUUAUUUGUUGUGACAUUGAAACUAAAACCAACUCAGUGAAAGAACAUCCCCGGAUAACCGUCAUAAUACUCCGAUAUUAUAAUACCCCUGUAACAUCAUAUGUUGAAUUCUUCAGACAAUUGUCAAGUACAGUCCUGUUGCAGUAAAGGCAACAUCACCACGCAGCCUGAGUAGUCAGCUCCUGUUUUGAGGGGCCAGCCUCAAAGACACAUUGAAGUCUUUCCUGAACCACGUUUGCUACUGUGAGCCAGCCACUCUAUAAAAGCAGUUUCUUUGACGUUUCAUUACACUGCAGUCAGAUUUCUCCUGAUAGUAGUUUUGACAUUUUAAGAACAAAACGAGGCCAUUUAAAAAUAUCCCUACAACCCCAGAAAAGUAAACCUUUUAAUUCCCUUAUAUUUUUAAAUCUAAAAAUGUCCCAAUCUACACAGCACCGUUAAGGCUGCUCUAUUACAAUCUUCCUCAAAGCUCCUCAAAGGAUUACGUAUUUAAUAGAUAAUUAUUUAAGUUGGAAUGCAUCUCGGUGCUACAGUACAGCCUCAGCUUCUGAUUGUGUGAAUCCCCCCUGAAGCCAAAGAAGAAGCAGAUGUCGGGUUUAAUCGAGGUGGAUCAAUUUUCAAGUUUUCCAUCCCUUUCCUCCAAAGUCGUCCCUGAACGCUACAUCCAGAGCUUUGAGAUUAAAAGUGCAAAAACCUGGAGUGAGUUUAAGAUACUCAGUCAGUACUUCUGAUAAUGAUUCACACAUGAAGCACCAAACGAAAAAGGUGCCACUAGGACGAGUCAGUCACGCUGGGAGGGAUUGUCAAAGAGGUCAGGGCUUCAUGUGCAUGGGUACUAAUCUGGAAAGGAUCAAAUAGGGUCAUGGAUUUUUUUUUCCUGCCUCUCAUUUUACAUUGUUAACAUGAUUCAUCAUCCUAGCUCUUCGUAUUCAAGUCUCGGUCUGACUGUUUUUGAUCACAGUGUAAAUUAUACGUGUAUUAAAGGGAAAUGGCAACAAGGGGUUUAAGUGAUGUGAGGACAUCAUUAAAAAACAUCAAGAGAGUCUGAUCCACCACAGAGAGUCCAGUGGCAUGAAAAAGAAAACAGCCUUUCAGUCAAAUUCCAGUUUCCACUUCAAGAGGCAGAGGUCCUUCGCUGUUUCUCCCUCCUCGUCCUGCUAGAGGUCCCCGGCUUUCUGGUUACAGCUGUUGCAGACCCUCACCGGGUGGUCCCAGCCACGGGAGGGCACAGCGCGGCGCUCCUGAGAGCAGUCAUCACACACACCCUGCCCGCAGGCGCGGCAGUGAUGGAUAGAGAGGCGCGGGGAGAACUCUUUCUGGCACUCGUUGCAGGAGUGGAUGUCCUGAUCUGGGACCCAGUAGGCCGGGCGGGCCGCAUCUUUUACCAGGCCUGAAUGCAAAUGAGAUGAGGGGAUUAUAGAGUUGAUUUGACUUUCAGAAAAUAUGACACAAGAUUUUAAUUUCAAAUAUUUUACAAUUUUAGGCUGUAAAUCCAGCUGUCUCUACAUUUUCGGGAUAUCUAAUGCUUACCAAGAGGUAUGUCGAUGGCACCAACUACAGCCCCUAAAGUGUUCUGCACCGCCUCCCCAA